UACGUUUGUUCUUUUCCCCCAGUCCUCUCCGUCUCCCUUUUCCAAUACAGAAAAAGAACAGAGAGAGAGAGAGAGAGGAGGAGGGAGGGGGAGAUUCUCACCUGGAAAUUAUUAGUUUUUCUUUCAAUUUGUUGGGAAAGUAAAAUCUUGGGCAUUACUAAAUUGCUCCUCAAUUCCUAUAAGAAGUCCUUGUGGAGCUGUAUAGUCAGAGAAGCGACAAAUGAAUUCAUCAACCUCACAAUCCAGUGGAGACUGCGAGUCUGGUUGGACUCUCGCGCUAGAGCAAUGGCAGGGAGAAGUCCACAAGAACUACACUUACACGAGGUCAGGAAGAGCCAAAAGUGAGGAGGGAGGAGAAGAGGAUUUGUCCAUGGUCUCCGAUGCGUCCUCCGGGCCUCCAUUCCAUGAAGCCAAAGAGGACUUGUGCAAUGAGAACGAGCGCUCCUCGUCCGGCCCCGGGCCGCAGAAGCUCGGUGUCGGGGGUGGUAAGAAGAAGAAGGCGGCGAAGGGGAAAGAGCAUAGGAGAGAGGAGGAGCGGCAGCAUUUGUGCUACAAGGACACUGCAACCUCCAUUCCAAUAAGCUUCACCAAGAAGAAAUACUCUCCAACAGACAAUGAUGCAGCCAAAGCAAAGGGUAAAUCUGAGUUGGGGAAGUAACACAUCGAGAGAGCUGCUCCCGAGAGAAAGGGAGGUUUGAAAGGCCGAAAGCUGUGGUGAUACAAGGCCAACUUGUCUCGAUGUAAAGAGGAUGCUCAAUCUGAGAAGAUUGUAUCCACCUUUUCUCUUUUUAUCCGAACUCCUUUUCCUCCCAACCACAUGGGCAAAUAAAUUCUCUUUGUAUGGUUGCUUGCUAGGUGUCAAAAAGCCACAUUCAUCAGGCAGUCACUAGUCCUGUAUCUA
Molecule: messenger RNA, 901 nt
Organism: Rhodamnia argentea
Lineage: Eukaryota; Viridiplantae; Streptophyta; Magnoliopsida; Myrtales; Myrtaceae
Product: protein SOB FIVE-LIKE 5-like
Exons: 4
Coding region: 221-658 (145 amino acids)
Biological process (GO): cytokinin biosynthetic process
Source: RefSeq, a predicted model, not a curated record